AUGUCUCAAUCACUGCGAACUCGACUGCUACGACAACAAAAAAAUGAACAAGAAAUUCGCGUAAUUACAAAUCCAUCUGAUGUCAAUGAUUCUGCAAACAUUCCACUUGUACAUCGUAGUUCAAAAGUUAAAACCUCAUCAGCGACUAGCCGCCAACGACGCGAUGUAGAUCCAGACUAUGAAGCUCCGCUUACUUCAUACACCUUGUCUCCUAAUUCUAAUUGGCUAAUUGUACGUCGUAACUUACAUCGUAUACGUUUUAUGGGUUUUAAUGAACGUGGUCGUGAUAAUAACGUGCCAGAUUUCUACUUAGGCUUACAAAUGAAACGUGAACUUAAACGUGCUCAAGAAGAAAUAAAAAAUAUCGACCAAGAAGAAAAUUUUCAUGCUGUUAAACAAUUCGUUCUGGCUAUUGAUAAUAGACGUAUUAAAACCUACGAUACAAGUUUUGUUAAACCGGAAGAUGCACUCGUCUAUGAUCGUCUUGGCGAUGAACCAUUAGCAUUACAAAAUUUACUUUACUAUUUCAGUAAACAAGACGUACCACAUGGAACACUUUUUUGGGAAUUCCUAAAUGAAGUUAAUCGUGUAUUGAAUAUGCAAAGAAAACGGACUGUUCUUGUGCAAAGACUGAGAAAAUUAGCUUUGACAUUGGCUGUUAUUUGCUAUUGUAUUAUUGGACUUAUGCUUCUCUUAUUAAUUAUUAGUUUAAUAAUAACAACAGCAAAGAUGAAUGAUCCAGAAGUUCAAUGGAUGCAGCCAAAUGUUAACAACGAUUUGGCAAAUUCGUUAUCUUUAUGA
Rotaria socialis is the source of this 801-nucleotide messenger RNA. The record is from the annotation of a GenBank genome assembly. Lineage: Eukaryota; Metazoa; Rotifera; Eurotatoria; Philodinida; Philodinidae.